CAAUCGGAACAAUCGGAACAGUCGUCUCUGGAAACUCCACGACCGCCGCCGCCGCUGCUGCUGAACACGGAUUAUUCUUUACACUUUUAAAACAAGGAACACGUUUCUGGCUCUGGAUUCAGCUUCUACGGAGGAGCGAGUCUGAACCGGCAACCUUUCCUCGGACUCCAGGAUUAUGGUGGAGCGAGCUCCGUCUGAGGAACCUGAGGAACCCAACAAAUCCAACAAACGGAAUAAACCCAAUAAACCCAACGAGUCCAAUAAACCCCAUAAACCCAAGCAGGACGGAGAUGUGGACGUGGAAAGCUGCCGGAGUGUUUUUGUUCUCCUGGAUUCUGCUGCAGGACGUGGGCGGCUCCGCCCCCCUGGACCCCUGCAGCAUCUCUGUGUCUGAGCCAGAACCAGGUCUGGACCCGGAUCUGGACCCGGGUCCAGGUCUGGACCGGGUCUCCCUGAGCGUCACCACGCCGGGACAGAACUGCUCCUUCAACGUGACCUUUCCUGACGGAGGAGGAGACGGAGUCCAGUGUAGAGGAGGAGACGAGGAGACGGGAGGACUGGGGGGUCAGGGGGGACCAGGAGGACCAGGAGGACCCGGGGGUCAGGUCUUCACCUGCCUGCUGGACCAGCUGGAACCCGGAACCACCUACCAGCUGCAGGUCCAGUCCCAGAGAGACCAGGAGACGGCUAACGUCACCGUGAAGACCAGACCGUCCCCCGUGUCCGGCCUCACCGUCUCCUCCAGAACCUCCACCACCCUGGGAGUUUCCUGGCAGGCCGGGGCCGGCAGGACGCAGCGCUUCAGGCUGCAGCUAACGGAGCUAGCGCCGGGACUGGACCAUGAACCGGGAUCCAACCGGUCCGGUCUGCUGAGGAACCAGACGCUAGGCAGCACCACCACCCACCACCUGCUGGACGGCCUGACGCCGGGGCGGCGCUACAACGUUACCGUGGUAACGGAGGCCGGAGGCCUGAGGAGCAGCAGGACCAUCCAGGCCCAGACAGCGCCGGCCUCCGUCUCCAACGUCACCCAGGACGGCAACAGCAGCACCAGCCUCCUGUUGUCAUGGCGACGGCCCGACGGAGACGUGGACACGCUAACCGUCUCCGUCUCCGUCAACGACUCCUCCGUCUGGGAGACGACGCUCCCGCCCGACGCCACGGACGCUAACGUGGACCAGCUGACGCCCGGAUCGGCCUAUCGGGUCACGGUGACGUCACGCAGCGGAAACCUGAGCAGCCAAUCAGAGCUGGCCGUCCGGACCGCCCCAGCCCCGCCCACCCUCCUCUCCCUAGGCCCCUCCCCCUCCGGUGACCUCAUCCUGAGGUGGGCGUGGCCCGCCGGCCGCUGGGACGGGCUCCGGCUGGUGGUGACGGACGGAGACCGGCAGGUGUUAGCCGCGGAGCUGGAACCGCUAGCCAGGAACUACAGCGUCCCGGGAACCGUGCUAACGCCGGGACGGACGUACCGCGCUGAGCUAACGGCAGCUAGCGGGGGCCUGACGGCGGCUAGCAGCUGCUACGGAGCCACAGCUCCCGCCCCGGUCUGGAACCUCCACAUCCAACACUCGGACGAGACGUCCCUCAGCGCCAUGUGGAGCCACGCCCCCUCCGGGUCACGUGACGGCUACGUCCUCACCAUUCGCCACGGGAACGUUACCGUGGAUACCAGGCAGGUGGAGGCGAACAUGAGGGAGUGCACCUUCAACGUCCUCACGCCGGGGAGGAGCUACCGCGUCGCCGUGACGACCAGGAGUGGGAGGAUGAACACGACCGUGGAGGUGGAGGGACGGACAGUUCCGAUGGCUCUUCCUUCCAUCAAACUCAGCAGCUCCGGCAUCGACGGCCUCAAAGCAUCAUGGGAAAAACCUCCGGGAGACGUGGACCGGUUCAGUCUGGUUCUGCUGAGAGACGGGGUUCCGGUCCAGAACCUCACCGCCCCGGCGUCGUCCUCGUCCCUGCAGGUGGAGGGUUUGAUUCCCGGCUCCCUCUACAGGCUGGAGGCUACAGCGGUCAGUGGAGACCUGAGGUCCAAACCCGUCGGACUGGAGGCCCGGACAGAACCGGCCUCCGUCUCCGACGUCUCCGUCUCCAACGGCGGCUCGUGUGACGCCCUGCGGGUGUCGUGGCGUCCGGCGUCGGGCCGGGUCGACAGCUACCUGGUCCGGCUGCAGGACGGGAAGACGGUGGUCCACGCUCUGGUUCUGCCGGGCUCGGCGCCGCCCGGCUGCUCCUUCAGCUCGCUGGUGGCCGGACGGCUCUACGCCGUCGUCAUCGUGACGCGCAGCGGAACCCUGGAGAGCAGCGCUACGGUCACGGCCCGGACCCAACCAGCCACGGUGGAGAACCUCACAGCCGUCCACUCAGGCAGACCCGACUUCCUGAAGGUGUACUGGCGUCACGCUGCCGGGGAUCUGGACCGGUACCUGGUUCUGAUCCGGUUCAACCACCAGGUUCUGCAGAACCGCAGCGUCUCGGCCGGAAACAACGAGGUGGUGUUCUCGGACCUGGUACCGGGCCGGCUCUACACCGUCACCGUGGAGACGAGGAGCGGAGGAUACGCCCGCGCCGCCGACACGCACGGACGCACCAUUCCUGCCGCCGUGGGAAACCUGUCGCUAGGCAACGCAGGAACGACCGAGCUGAACGUGACGUGGAGCCCCGCCCCCGGAGACGUGGACCACUACGAGGUGUCCCUGCUGUUCAACGACACCCGGGUGUUCCCCCCCGUCACCCUGGGCUCCCAGAACCAGCACUUCCUGUUGACGUCCCUGACGCCCGGACGGCUCUACAAGGUCCUAGUGUCCACCUUCAGCGGGCCGCUGCAGACGGCCCAGCGGCUGGAGGCCCGGACGGUUCCCAGCACGGUGGGGAACCUGCGUCUGGUUCCUCAGCGCGGCAGAACCGAGUCUGACGGGGAACUGAAGACGACCUGGACGCCUGGAGACGGAGACGUGGACCUGUACGCCGUGUCCCUGAGCACCACGGCCGGCGUUGCCGUGGAUACGCGCUCCGUCCCCAAACACGUGUCGUCCCUGGAGUUCCCCAGACUGACGCCGGGCCACGCCUACACCGUCACCGUCCAAUCCCGGAGCGGCAGCUUGACCAACAGCAUCGCGGUGACGGGGAGAGCAGCGCCGGCCCGGGUGACGGCCCUGCAGGCCGACAACGGCCACACCACCCACAGCCUGACGGUGGCGUGGGAGGGCCCGCCGGGCCGCUACGACGCCUUCGGCCUGCGGCUGCUGGACGGCGCCGGCGCCGCGCUGCUGAACCGGACCCUGCCGGCCCAGAGCCGGGCCCAGACCCUGGAGGGCCUGACGUCGGGCCGGCGCUACCGCGUGGAGCUGCUGACGCUCAGCGGCGGCGUGGCGGCGCUGGAGCCGGCGGUGGCGGACGGACAAACACGUCCGGCUGCCGUGGGGAAUCUGUCUGCCGUCUCCGUCAACACCUCCGUCCUCAGCUUCUCCUGGACUCCCCCGGAGGGACACGUGGACUCGUACAACCUGUCCCUGUCCCUGGUCCCCGAGCAGCAGGGCGACGGCGAGCCGGCGGGCGACGGAGAGCCGGUAGCUGGUCGGUCCCUCGGCGCGGCGGCGGAUCGCUGCACCUUCGGCGGUCUGAGACCCGGAACCCUGUACCGGCUGAAGGUGGAGAGCUGGAGCCGCCGCAUGAGCAGCGACUCCUCGGUGCUGGCCCGGACCGUCCCGGCCCCGGCGGCGGCGGUCCUGCUGCAGAGCGACGGACGGACGGACCGGCUAGCGGUUAGCUGGCGGCGCGGCGCCGGCGCCUGCAGCGGCUACCAGGUGAAGCUGCGUCUGGUUUCCGGGGAAACGGUGGCGGCCCAGGACGUGGGGGCGGAGCUACGGAGCCACACCUUCCCCGGGCUGGUCCCCGGUAGGCUGUACCGCGCUGAUGUCAUCACGCGCAGCGGGGAGCUGACCAAUCAGGCCUCGGCGCUGGGACGCACCGCUCCGGAGCCGCCCACCCACCUGUCCGUCAACCCCGGGCCGACCAAUGACACGCUGGAGCUGCGCUGGUCUGGCCCCGCCCACGGAGACUACAGCAACUUCAGCCUGCGCUGGACGCCGCCCGACACCCUGACCGUAGGCCCCGCCCACCUGCGCUGGACGCCGCCCGACACCCUGACCGUAGGCCACGCCCACCUGACCGUAGGCCACGCCCACCUGACCCGCCUCCUGGUGGGAGGCCUGUUUCCAGGGCGACGCUACAACUUCUCCCUGGCGACCGUCAGCGGGGGCGGGGCCACGACAGGGGGCGGGGCCACGACAGGGGGCGGGGCCACGGCAGGGGGCGAGGCCACGACACGGAGCCAGGAGGUCCAGAGGAGCGUCAGGACAAGCCCCGCCCCGCUCCGCUCCCUCCACUGCUUCCCUCUCUCGUCCUCCUCUCUCUCCUGCUCCUGGACUCCUCCCGUCUCCGACCUGGACUCGUACGAGGUGGAGCUGCGUCGCCACGACGACCGUCUCCGUGACGACGGCCGUCUCCGUGACGACGAGCGUCUCCGUGACGACGGGGAGCCGGUGUCGGCCCUGCGGCUGGCGGCCGGCGUCACCACGGUAACGCUGGACCAGCUGGAGGCGUACAGGAAGUACCGGGUCACGGUGAGAGUGUCGUCGGACGGGAGGAGGAGUCCGGCGGUGACGGAGACGAGUGUCACCAUGAUCGAUCGUCCCCCGGCUCCGCCCCCCAGCGUGCGUGUGGGAGAGAGGUCAAAGGUCACGUCGUCCUCCAUCUUGUUCCGGUUCAACUGCUCCUGGUUCAGCGACGCUAACGGAGCCGUGAGGUUCUUCUCCGUGGUGGUGGCCGAGUCCGAUGGCAGGGAGCAGGUCCAGCCGGAGCAGCUCCACCCUCUGCCCUCGUACCGCGACUACAUCUCCAACUCCUCCAUCAGGGUUUACCAGACGGCCUACUGGCCCAGCCGCUGCCCUCAGGACGCCGACGCCUCCGCCGCUCAGGUGGUGGAGGUGAACCUGGGCGCGGGGGGGGACCGCCUGGGCGGGGCCUGCCACCGUUACCAUGACGACGAGGUCUACCUGAGCGACAGCUACGGCAGCUUCUGUGACGGACCGCUGAAGCCCAAGACGUCAUACAGGUUGAGCAUCAGAGCUUUCACCAGACUGUUUGAUGAAAACAACAGAGAGUUCACUGAGCCGCUUUUCUCUGACACGUUCCUGUCGUCACCGCUCCGGACCCACUCAGAACCUCUAGGGGGCGUGGUCGAGGGUCUCAGCGCCGGCAUGUUCCUCAUCGGGUUGAUGGUCGCCGUGGCGUCUCUGCUAGCUUACCGCCAGCGGCUACGCAAAGUGGCGGUCCAGGAGAACCCGGUGGUCCGGAUGAGCAUGUGGAAGGAGGUUCCUCCCUCGGGGGUCUACAUGGGGGUCCGGAGCAACCGCAGAGUCACCAGCCCCGUCAAAGCCGCUCUCUUCGAGUCCCACCUGAACCAACUGCAGGCCGACUCCAACUACCUGCUGUCGGAGGAGUUCGAGGACCUGAAGGACGUGGGCCGGAACCAGACGAUGGACGUGGCCCGGCUGCCGGAGAACCGGGGGAAGAACCGCUACAACAACAUCCUGCCGUAUGAUUCCACCAGGCUGAAGCUGUCGUACCUGGAGGACGACCCGUGCUCCGACUACAUCAACGCCAGCUACGUCCCGGGAAACUCCUCCCGGCGCGAGUACGUGGCCACCCAGGGCCCGCUGCCCGGGACCAAGGACGACUUCUGGAGGAUGAUCUGGGAGCACGGAGUCCACAACGUCGUCAUGGUGACGCAGUGUCUGGAGAAGGGACGGGUGAAGUGUGACCAGUACUGGCCCGCGGACCGGGACCCGCUCUACUACGGAGACCUGGUUCUGCAGAUGCUGUCGGAGUCGGUUCUGCCGGAGUGGACCAUCCGGGAGUUCCGGAUCAGCUCGGAGGGCGGGCCGGGCCACCCGCGGGUGCUGCGUCACUUCCACUACACGGUCUGGCCCGACCACGGCGUCCCCGAGUCCACCCAGUCCCUGAUCCAGUUCGUCAGGACCGUCCGGGACUACGUGGACCGGUCCCCCAGAACCGGGGCCACCGUGGUCCACUGCAGUGCCGGCGUGGGCCGGACCGGGACCUUCAUCGCCCUGGACCGGGUCCUGCAGCAGCUGGACCUGAAGGGAACCGUAGACCUGUACGGAUGUGUGUUCGACCUGCGGCUGCACCGGCAGCACAUGGUCCAGACCGAGGUCCAGUACUCGUUCCUGCACCAGUGUGUCCGGGACGUCCUCCGGGCCCGGAAGCACCGCAGCGAGCAGGAGAACCCGCUGUACCCCAUCUACGAGAACUUCAACCCCGACUUCUACAAACAAUUCCUCCACAACGGACGCUGACUCACACCGGAGAGGAGACGAGACGAGGAGACAAGGAGACAAGGAGAGGAGAGAGGAGACGAAGAGACCACAGUCGGUCCAACACCAGCACCACGAUUCUAAUCAGGACUGGAC
Molecule: messenger RNA, 6494 nt
Organism: Cololabis saira (Pacific saury)
Lineage: Eukaryota; Metazoa; Chordata; Actinopteri; Beloniformes; Belonidae
Gene: ptprb
Product: protein tyrosine phosphatase receptor type b
Exons: 40
Coding region: 291-6380 (2029 amino acids)
Biological process (GO): protein dephosphorylation
Molecular function (GO): protein binding; protein tyrosine phosphatase activity
Source: RefSeq, a predicted model, not a curated record